AUGGAUUCAACAAGUCUUUCACACUUGGGUCCCAAGUACCUCUACGUUAGUCUCUGGGACUUUGAGGCACGGACGGAAGAUGAGCUGAGCUUUCAGGCUGGGGACGUUUUUCACAUAACAGAGAAGAAGGAAGAUUGGUGGAAAGCAACAAAACUUGAUGCUGCUGGAAGGAGCCUGGGUGAAGGCUAUGUCCCUCACAAUUACUUAGCUGAACGAGAGACGAUGGAGACAGAACCAUGGUUUUUUGGGCAGAUCUCUCGUUCAGAAGCUUUGCAUAGGCUCCUUGCAGAAGAGAAUGGAACUGGCACCUUCCUCAUCAGGAUCAGUGAGAAGACAGGAGCAGACUAUGUUCUCUCAGUUCGGGACAACCACAUUGUGAGACACUACAAGAUUUGGAGGAAUGCUGAGGGAAGAUACCACAUGAAUUCAGCUGUGUCCUUCCCUGAUCUUGCUGGCCUAGUGCAGUAUCACAAAAGUAAGACUCUGUCCCACGGCCUGAGGCUCACCACACCCUGCUGGAAGCAUGAGUCAAAACCAUUGCCUCACUGGGAUGACUGGGAAAGACCCAGGGAGGAAUUUAGCCUGACCAGGAAGCUGGGCUCAGGAUACUUCGGGGAAGUCUUUGAAGGAUACUGGAAAGGGAAAGUCAAAGUGGCCAUUAAGGUCAUUGCCAAGGAUAACCUGAUGCACCACAACACCUUCUACUCAGAGAUUGAGGCCAUGAAGAAGCUGCGCCACAAACACAUUCUCUCUUUGUAUGCUAUCUCUUCCUUUGGGGACCCUGUCUACAUCAUCACUGAACUGAUGCCCAAAGGAAACCUUCUGGAACUCCUUCGAGACCCUGAAGGGGCAAAAUUGCCCACCACAGAGCUUGUGGACAUAGCAUCUCAAAUAUCAGAGGGCAUGUGCUACCUUGAGUCACAGAAUUAUAUUCACCGAGACCUGGCUGCCAGGAACAUCCUUGUGGGGGAAAAUAACAUCUGCAAAGUGGGAGACUUUGGGCUGGCCCGACUUAUCAAGGAUGAUAUUUACCUUUCCUAUGCACACAACAUCCCCUACAAAUGGACAGCACCAGAAGCCCUCUCCUAUGGAUGUUAUUCAACCAAAUCUGAUGUCUGGUCCUUUGGAAUUCUUCUCCAUGAAAUUUUCAGUGGUGGACAGAUACCUUAUCCAGGGAUGUCCAAUAAUGAGGCUCACAUGAAAGUCCUGGGUGGCUUUCGGAUGCUCCGCCCCACAAAGUGCCCAGCCUCCAUCUAUGACCUCAUGUAUAAAUGCUGGAAUCUGACUCCAGAAGAAAGACCCUCCUUUAAAAGCCUUAAAGAAAAACUCAUUAGCUUCACCAAUUAUGAAAACCCACUCUGAGCUGGGGGCUGGCCUGAAAGACAUGCUUCAGGAUGCUUCCUUACUUACCACCAAACUCCUCUACCUGGAACCCCGUGAGUAAGCUCAACGGUCUCCCUUCCCCCAGAAUCAUGAACCGUGAGCAUGUAGCAGUUCCUCGGGGACUGUGUCUGAGUGUUGCUGGACCUUGAGACAGAAGACCUGGAUUUGAGUCUGGGCUCCAACAUUCACUACUUGCACAGACAAGAAUUACUCCAUUUCUCUGGGCCUCAGUUUCUUCUCUGUAAAAUGGGAAUAAUAAUACUCAAGCUACCUCUCUCACAGGGCUGAUGUGAGGAAAUCAUUUUUUAAACCUUAAAGCUCUACCAAAAUGUCAGCUGCUGCAGUUGCUGCUGCUCCUUGCUCGGGCCAGAGCCCUUUGUGUGUACAAAACAGAAAAGGCUUCUUGAAGUAUAAAAAUGCACAAAUAAAGAACACAGCUGACCUUCAAAAAUGCCCAGAAGGCAAAGUGGUUGA
This is a messenger RNA of Phascolarctos cinereus (koala), 1857 nucleotides long. RefSeq names its product protein tyrosine kinase 6 (gene PTK6). Lineage: Eukaryota; Metazoa; Chordata; Mammalia; Diprotodontia; Phascolarctidae. The record is from RefSeq and is a predicted model, not a curated record. Gene Ontology annotation, biological process: protein phosphorylation. Gene Ontology annotation, molecular function: protein tyrosine kinase activity; protein binding; ATP binding.